This is a messenger RNA of Cephus cinctus (wheat stem sawfly), 1111 nucleotides long. RefSeq names its product serine/arginine-rich splicing factor 7. NCBI's taxonomy places the organism in Eukaryota, Metazoa, Arthropoda, Insecta, Hymenoptera, Cephidae. Bases 147 to 776 code for a protein of 209 amino acids. Gene Ontology annotation, cellular component: nuclear speck. Gene Ontology annotation, molecular function: RNA binding; zinc ion binding. The record is from RefSeq and is a predicted model, not a curated record. The transcript is spliced from 4 exons. Gene Ontology annotation, biological process: mRNA splicing, via spliceosome.
UAUUAAAAGGACGGCUUGAGCGACCAUUUUGUAUUAUCAAGAUCGAUAUCAGGGAGGGAGUUGACGCCGCGUUGAACAAUUGGUAUUUUUCAAGACUGCGACGAAUUUCUGUAGAUUGUUUUAAGUGCGGUAAACCCGCUGCCAAAAUGGCAAUGAAUAAGAUGUCGAGGUAUCCAUCAGACUGCAAGGUCUAUGUUGGUGACUUGGGCAGCAGUGCAACGAAGCAGGAAUUAGAAGAUGCCUUCUCUUACUACGGACCUCUAAGAAAUGUUUGGGUAGCCAGAAAUCCUCCUGGAUUUGCUUUUGUGGAAUUUGAGGAUCCAAGAGAUGCCGAGGAUGCAGUCAGGGGUCUCGAUGGACGUACUAUUUGUGGUAGAAGAGCAAGGGUUGAACCGUCUAAUGGGAAAAGAUUAAGAGCCAGGGGUCCUACUAGACGUGGUGCCACUGGAAGGCCAUUCCAUCCUGAAGAUCGCUGUUACGAGUGUGGAGAGCGAGGACAUUAUGCAAGAGAUUGUCCACGCCAUAGAAGUUCUCGCAGAAGAAGGUCUUCCUCUAGGUCACGCUCACGAUCGCGAUCACGCUCUCGCUCCCGAUCCCGUUCCCGUUCCAGAAGCAAGCAUACAAGGUCUCGCUCAGCAUCACGCAGCCGAUCUCGUAGCAGAGCUGGCCGCGAUCGAGAACGCGAUACAUCUCGCAGCAAAGGAAGAUCAGCAUCAAGAGAUCGAAGUCCACGCAGAUCCAAGUCUAGAUCUGUCUCUAGAUCUCGCAGCAGGUAAAAAACGAAGUACUCCGAAUGGGAAAGUUAAUGGGGAUACUCGCGACGACUGAUAUCCUAAGAUUACAACCAACAAACGCAGCGAUACCAAUCAUAGACGACAAAUAGGCUUUGAGACGAAUGUUCCGAAAGGAUUACCAUGUUUAUGUUUCAAUUUUAAUAUUUUUUCUUGCAUUCUCAUAUGUAAGACAAUUUCAAGGGCGUGCCACUUUAAAGUACUUCUCACAAAUUUAACGCUACUCGAAGGCUUUUGAUUUUUAUCGAGGCGUAAAAGUGUUUCAUAAUAAUACGUGUUGACAUUCAUAACCGUUCAAUAAAGUACUUUUGACAAGAACA